CUUGCGUCGCGCGCCCUGCAGCUCAUUGAAGAAAAAAGAAGAAAAGAAAAAUUGAGCCUUGGCAAGGCAUGGCGUGGCAUGGCAGAUACGCAGACAAGUCAGCGGCGGGCUUCCGUUUUCCAAUGGACCAGGGUUGUGGCAUUGGACUCUUGGAGACCAGGGAUCCAAUGGCGUUAACUCGGUAUGUCUCUUCCAAAGGAGUAGGCGGUGGUGACAUGAAUGCCCGCGAAGCUCCGAACUCGAAGCUCAAUCUUUGGCAACUUUCUCCGUGAACUUUUGCUUUCCUGUCUGUCUGUAUACAGAAUCCUGGAGUCAAGCAUUGAGGAACCCCUUUCACGUUUUUGAUACCCUCCUCGGAAAAGCCUUGUUCCUAUUCCCAAUUCGUUUUCCACUGUAAUCAGUCAGUUUGGGAACAGACAUCACACAUCAACCGCAAUCAUGUCGGCACCAAUCUCUCUGUCCGCUGUCUCCUCCAGCGAGAGCCUCAUCAAGCUCCCCCACCCGUACCACGCCGAGUACGCCGUCCAGCGCGCCUUCAACCACGACACCUUUGCCGGCAAGACGUCAGAGGGCGGUCUUCACUUUUACCGCCUCGCGCCCCUCGCCGCCGCCCAGGACAACACCAAGCAGACGACUCCUCUGCCCGAGCGUCUUCACAGCGAGAACCUCUACUUCUCCGAGCCCGCGGACCUCAAGUCGAGCGAGCUCCCGGCCGACUCCAACAACAGCGCCUGGGCCCGCGCCCGCCGCUCCCCGAGCGCCGCCUUCUCGUGGGACAGCAAGACCAAGCCCACGCUCGCCCAGGCCUGGCUCCUCGUCUACGUCAUCUUCGUCCUCCGCCCCGCGGAAGAGCUCGUCCGCCUCGAGCUCCGCGGCGCCGGCGCCGACGUCCUCGGCCAGCAGCUCCGCGACGUCCUCCUCGCCAUCGAGCACCCUACCCAGACAGACGCCCAAAAGCCCGCCGCGUCCGCGGAGCAGUCCACCGUCGUCGUCCUCCGCUCCGCCUUCUGGCAGGGCGCCGGGUCGCCUUUCGGUCCCCGUCCCGUCUGGCUCCCGCAGGAAUCCCCCGCGGCCCUCGAUAACCCUCUCUCCUCGUACCCCUUGACCCCCCUCCAGCACACCAUGACGGCCGUCUCGGCCUCGGACCCGUCGAACCCGAACCUCUACCAGCAGGCGUGGCACCCGAUCCGGCCGGCCAAGCCUGCGCCGGGGGCCACGGUGUACAGCCGCUGGAUCCCGCAUCUCAAGGAGACGUUCAGCAUGGUGGCGCUCGACUACCGCAACGCGGAGCACCUGCGUCUGUUCCACGAGUGGCAGAAUGAUCCGCGCGUGUCGCAGGGGUGGAACGAGACAGGCACGCUCGACCAGCACCGCGAGUACCUGCGCAAGAUUGACGAGGACCCGCACCAGUUUGCCAUUCUGGCCGCGUGGGAAGAUACUUUCUUUGCUUACUUUGAGGUCUACUGGGCCAAGGAGGACAAACUAGGCGGCUACUACGACGCCCAAGACUGGGACCGCGGCCGGCACUCGCUGGUCGGCGACGUGCGCUUCCGCGGACCCCACCGCGUGACGGCGUGGUGGUCCUCGCUGAUGCACUUCCUCUUCCUCGACGACCCGCGGACCUCGUGGGUCGUGGGCGAGCCCAAGAAGACGAACGAUACGGUGCUCAUGUACGACUUCAUGCACGGGUUCGGGCUGGACAAGUUUGUGGAUUUGCCGCAUAAGCGGAGCGCGUUUGUGCGGUGCUCGCGCGAGCGGUUCUUCCAGCUUUGUCCGUUGGGGGAUAAUGAAAAGGUUGUGGGCGGGAUGAGGAUUCAGCUUGUGCCCAAGUUGUAGAGAUCCAACGGGCGGUAGUUUGAAAUGGUAGGCUAUCCGUACGUAUGGUGAUGGAUGACUGGGG
Colletotrichum phormii is the source of this 1900-nucleotide messenger RNA. Its product is annotated as acyl-CoA N-acyltransferase. Lineage: Eukaryota; Fungi; Ascomycota; Sordariomycetes; Glomerellales; Glomerellaceae. Bases 439 to 1836 code for a protein of 465 amino acids. The transcript has 2 exons. The record is from RefSeq and is a predicted model, not a curated record. Gene Ontology annotation, biological process: siderophore biosynthetic process.